Messenger RNA from Piliocolobus tephrosceles (Ugandan red Colobus), 647 nucleotides. Its product is annotated as GRB2-associated-binding protein 4-like. Lineage: Eukaryota; Metazoa; Chordata; Mammalia; Primates; Cercopithecidae. The coding region runs from base 1 to 375 and encodes 124 amino acids. The record is from RefSeq and is a predicted model, not a curated record. Gene Ontology annotation, cellular component: cytoplasm. The transcript has 3 exons. Gene Ontology annotation, biological process: signal transduction. Gene Ontology annotation, molecular function: transmembrane receptor protein tyrosine kinase adaptor activity.
AUGUACUCCUUGCCUUCUUCCCACGACAGCCACACCUUUGCCUCCAGCUCCUCCCAACACCCCAUCUUCAUGCAGAGCAUCACCAGCACAGACUCAGAAGACCGUGGAGAGAGAGAUAUUUUCCUGAAUCCAGCAUCUGCAUUUCCUGUUUCCGGUGGCACCUGCAGUUCAGCCCUGCCAAGGAGCACUGGUAACAUCCACUAUGUGACCCUGGACCUCCAGCCGAGCAAGCCAUCCGUAGGCUCUGUCACGUCCAGCAAGAAGGUGGACUAUGUCCAGGUGGAUCUGGAGAAGACCUGGGCCCUGCAGAAGACCAUGCAUGAACAGAUGUGCCUGCGGCAGUCCUUGGAGCCUCCCAGGGGUGCCAAGCUGUGACUUGGGCCACCAAAACCAGAGCGGGGUCAGGACAGUGCUUCAGAGCUGCUCCUCCACGCUCUACAGCUCUGUGGUAUCAGGGACCGCAUCCCUUAUCCAGAGAGCAGAGGCCUGAUCAAGACACAUCCUCUGCCUCCUUGGGGCCCACGUCUGCCUUUGGCUGGCUGUGGUCCCCACCUUCACCCUCUUGCUCGGAGCGGUUGCCAGCAAGCAUCCUCAGUCUCUUCUUGCCCCUCAGACCCGGGCUCCCAACAGAUUUCCUCACUCACACU